UGCGUUCAAACGCAAGCAGGAGCCCAAUCAGUUGUGAGAAAGAGCAAGGAACACUCUUAUACUCUUCGUUCGCCCUUAGUUUUGUGGACGAAAGAAUUUCGUGUAAUUUAAGAAAUUGUUGGGCGAAUCAUUGAAAUUCAGUACCACGCGUGAACUCAUUCCCUUUAAUUCUGGAUUCGCUUGUUUUAGGAAGCAAGCUGGUUAGCUCAUUAGUCUAUAGCAUUAGCUACGGCAGAUUCCUAGCAUGCCACAAGCUACAGUAGCUAACUCUAGCUAGCUACGUUUUCUGUGGGGGUCGUGUUUUCUCAACCACAAAGGAGCAGCUAGCUGACGUUUGGCAGACUAACCAGCCAAUACUAGUUGGUUAGCGCUAGCUACCGAGCGCAGUACUGUAAAAAAAACAGCACAAAUAGCUAACUGCAUAGGUGUGCAUUAGCUAAAAUGGCGGAGCCAGACAAAUUGAACAUUGACUCCAUAAUACAGCGACUGCUUGAAGUGAAAGGUUCCCGGCCAGGCAAGAACGUGCAGCUGGCAGAGAAUGAGAUCCGUGGCCUUUGCUUGAAAUCGCGGGAGAUAUUCCUCAGCCAGCCAAUCCUGCUAGAGCUUGAGGCCCCUCUCAAGAUCUGCGGUGACGUCCAUGGUCAGUACUACGACCUCUUGCGGCUCUUUGAGUAUGGCGGCUUCCCUCCCGAGAGCAACUAUCUGUUCCUCGGGGACUACGUGGACAGAGGCAAGCAGUCCCUGGAGACCAUAUGCCUUCUGCUGGCUUACAAAGUCAAGUACCCAGAGAACUUCUUCCUCCUCAGGGGCAACCACGAGUGUGCCUCCAUCAACCGCAUCUACGGCUUCUACGACGAGUGUAAGAGGCGGUAUAACAUCAAGCUGUGGAAGACCUUCACAGACUGUUUUAACUGCUUGCCAGUGGCUGCUAUUGUCGAUGAGAAAAUCUUCUGUUGCCAUGGAGGCCUCUCCCCAGACCUGCAGUCCAUGGAGCAGGUCCGCAGGGUGAUGCGACCCACGGACGUGCCGGACCAGGGCCUGCUGUGUGACCUGCUCUGGGCCGACCCAGACAAAGACGUGCUGGGCUGGGGCGAGAAUGACCGCGGCGUCUCCUUCACCUUCGGAGCUGACGUGGUGGCCAAAUUCUUGCACAAACACGACAUGGACCUCAUUUGCAGAGCACAUCAGGUGGUAGAAGACGGGUAUGAGUUCUUCGCUAAGAGACAGCUGGUAACCCUGUUUUCAGCCCCUAACUACUGCGGCGAGUUUGACAAUGCUGGCGCCAUGAUGAGUGUAGACGAGACCCUCAUGUGCUCCUUCCAGAUUCUCAAGCCUGCUGACAAGAAGCUAUACUCCUAUGGGGGAGGAGGGGGCAUGGGAUCCGGACGUCCAGUCACUCCUCCUCGAAAUUCUGCCAAGGGUGGAAAAGCAAAGAAAUAACACCUGCUGCACACCUUCUUUUUUAUUUUCUACCUCCCCCCCUCCUCUCUCCUCUUAUCUCCUAAUAGUAUCAAAUCAAAACAGUGCCCAGGGUUUAGUCUUCUUUUUUUCCAUUAGAAAUUCUAGAUGCUCUACACUGUAUAACAGUUCAAGAGUGUCUGAGAGAGAAAUGUUUGUACCAUUCUUUUCCCCCCUUCACUCAUCUCUUCUCCCCAGUCUCCAAGGGGGAGGUAGCACGGUUUCUCGCCAAUUUCAGGGUGGGUGCUGAGCAGACGAAUACUGUACUGAGCAAAUCUAAAUGGACAGGGAAUGGGCAGGAAGGAGCAGGUUUUUUAUUGUUUAUAGAAAAUCCUGAACUGUUCAUUUGAAGUCUGCGUCUUUGGAACAUCUGCUAGGAGAGCGUGAGUAGGGGGUCAAACAGUUUGGAAAAAGCCACACACCGACACAUUUGUUCUAUUUUAUUGCCAAACGGUUGGGUUGGUACAAACUGCUGAAAGAGUUGACGACGUACUGAACUGGUUGUUUGACGCACAGAGAUGUGCAUAGAAUUCAUACAAAGAGUCAGAGAUUGAAAUACAAACCGAGUUUAGGUUUGGUGGUAAAUAAUUGUCUGAUUUAUUUGAGGUAUUUUAUGUUUUUAAUCUUUAGAAGUAAAAUAAAUCAAUAAAGAGUAAGAUUUAUUAAAAUUAA
Anguilla rostrata (American eel) is the source of this 2130-nucleotide messenger RNA. RefSeq names its product protein phosphatase 1, catalytic subunit, alpha isozyme b (gene ppp1cab). Lineage: Eukaryota; Metazoa; Chordata; Actinopteri; Anguilliformes; Anguillidae. Gene Ontology annotation, cellular component: nucleus; cytoplasm. The coding region runs from base 442 to 1440 and encodes 332 amino acids. Gene Ontology annotation, molecular function: protein serine/threonine phosphatase activity. The record is from RefSeq and is a predicted model, not a curated record. The transcript is spliced from 7 exons.